This is a messenger RNA of Trichomonas vaginalis G3, 297 nucleotides long. RefSeq lists its product as uncharacterized. Lineage: Eukaryota; Parabasalia; Trichomonadida; Trichomonadidae. The record is from RefSeq and is a predicted model, not a curated record. Bases 1 to 297 code for a protein of 98 amino acids. The transcript has a single exon.
AUGGACUCCAUAGACAAGAAAGUUCAUGAGAAGUUAGAUGAAGAAGAACUCGAAGAUACAGUAGAGAAUGCAAAACAUUUGUUUGAAGAAGAAGUUAGAAAAAUGCAUGAAAAACAAUUAGAACAUGAACGUGAGAUAUGUUAUGGUUAUAGAGAUUCUCCAUACGAACUAGACCAAUGGGAACAAGAAGAUUUAAAGAGAGAAUUUAGAGAAUAUGAACUCGCUAAGAUAGCAUUAGAAGCUGCAGAAAAGAAGUUAAAAGUUUGGGGUCGUUUUGUACAAAAAUAUUGUGAGUAA